AUGACAAGGCAACACCAGGAGCGGCGAAAGCAGACAGCAGCCCACAACAAGCACGUGGAGAAGAAGGUGAAGAGCCUGCAGGAGCAGCUCACCACCAGGCUCUGGGAGAGCCAGCAGACCCGGGAGACUGCCACCCAGGCACUAGCAGAGAGGGACAGGACCAUCGCCCAUCUGCAGAACAGGCUUGAUGCCAUGGACAGGGCGUAUGAGAAGAUCCUCCACAUAAGUGGGGAUUGUAGCCUGGACUUUGUGCUGGCCAAGACAGCAGAGGCCAGCCAGCACUGUGAAGAGGUAGGAAUGACCAUCGCCGUGGAGCACAAGGAGCGCUGA
Molecule: messenger RNA, 330 nt
Organism: Cariama cristata (Red-legged seriema)
Lineage: Eukaryota; Metazoa; Chordata; Aves; Cariamiformes; Cariamidae
Gene: DRC12
Product: coiled-coil domain containing 153
Exons: 3
Coding region: 1-330 (109 amino acids)
Source: RefSeq, a predicted model, not a curated record